AUGUUUGGAGCGAGAACCGAGAACGCCUUGAUGCUCGGAGCCCACGGAGCGUCUGUCAAAAGCGCCGUCGACGGAGCGUCGCUGAUGCUGCUCGCGAAAUCGCCGUCGGCCGACGCGAAGGAAACGAGUCUCCCGGUGGUCCGCGGCUAAUAUCGGAGCCGUUCCGGGUCUCGCAUCUCACGAUCGGCUCGAUCGUCCGGAAUAUCGGGAGCGACGGGAGCGGGCACGUCAAUCGCGCGGGACGACCACUUUGUGCACAUCGGAUUAUUCGUCUGACCGGUACGGGACCCUAAUUAACAUUAACAAUGGCACAGGACAGUCCGAAACCUCCAGCUCCGAAACCUGCGGAGCAAUUCAAACUUAUACCAAAAAUCAUAAACGGUGGCAUUGCCGGAAUUAUUGGAGUGUCCGUGGUGUUUCCGCUCGAUUUGGUUAAAACAAGAUUACAGAAUCAAGUUGUCGGUCCGAGUGGCGAACGCAUGUAUAAGUCAAUGUUUGAUUGUUUUAAAAAGACGUACAAGGCAGAGGGUUAUUUUGGAAUGUAUAAGGGAUCCGCUGUAAAUAUAUUAUUGAUCACACCCGAGAAAGCGAUCAAACUUACUGCCAAUGAUACAUUUAGGCAUUAUCUUUCCCUCGGACCUGGACAACAAUUGCCAAUAGAACGUGAAAUGCUCGCCGGCGGCUUGGCGGGAGCAUGCCAAAUAGUCGUUACCACUCCGAUGGAACUGCUUAAAAUACAAAUGCAAGACGCUGGCAGAGUCGCCAUGGCAGCUAAGGAAGCGGGUAAAGCAGUGCCAAAGGUAUCCGCUUGGUCAUUAACGGUAGAUCUACUUAGGAAGCGAGGUAUACUGGGGCUGUACCAAGGAACCGGCGCCACGGCACUCAGAGACGUCACGUUUUCCGUCAUUUACUUCCCGCUGUUCGCCAGACUGAAUGAUCUCGGGCCAAAGCGAGAAGACGGUUCCUCUGUAUUCUGGUGUUCAUUCCUUGCCGGAUGCGCCGCCGGCUCGACGGCCGCAUUAAUGGUGAAUCCAUUCGACGUAAUCAAAACUAGACUGCAAGUUAUCAAAAAAGCACCUGGUGAUCCAACGUACAACGGAGUGUUAGACUGUAUACUGAAGACAUUUAAAAACGAGGGACCUACGGCGUUCUUCAAAGGCGGCGCUUGCCGAAUGAUAGUCAUAGCGCCGUUAUUCGGAAUUGCACAAACCGUCUAUUAUCUCGGCGUAGCUGAGUGGCUGCUGGGAUUGAAGUGAAAUCGCCAUAUCGCCGAUUCGUGCCGUUCAAAUGCUCUGGGAAACCGACAAUAAUAAUCGUUGUAGAAUGUAGUUGUAUUUUUGCUUGAGAAUUUUGCUCUCCGUCGUCGCAAUAAGAAUGUUAUUUAAACGGAAUCGCUAAUAUGUAAAAGAAAGUAAGAAAGAAUACGUAAUUGGAACUAUCGUAAUUCCCGCAGGUCGCGAAUUAUAACGAAUCCAUAUAUAAUUGAAUGAAAUAUAUCCCUAUCUUUUAAGUCCAUAUUCGCAAAGUGCAUUAAAAUUACUAAUCAAACAACGGAAUCAAUAUACGUUCGUCUACUAACAUAUUGCGUUCUUGUGACGUACUCAUAAAAUUAUAUCGCUGCGUUGAUGUAUCGAAACAUCGAAUCAUUAGGAAAACAUAUGGAAUUACAAAUAUUUCGCAGCCGUACCAAUUACAUGUUAUUCAAUAUUUAGGUCAUGCAUUUUUCCAUGUAAUAAUAGCGCUUCUUCAUCUCUUCCCCCUACUUUAUAGACUCUAAAUUAUAUGCGAGAUCCUGCCCACGAAUUAUGCUCGUUAAUAGAUGUAUAUCGGGAUCUUCGUUGUUAUAUCUACCAGACUAGCCAUAAUUAUAGUGUCAAUUAUACAUGUACAUUAAAGACAUUAAGCAGAUUCAACGUGAUAUUUUUUAAACAGACGUUUUUCGUUAGACGUAAUAGAAUAUUUUGGCAUAAUAUUUUGUUAAAGCUCACAUUCGUUACCUAGUUUUCUUAAUUUUUAUCUUAUGUCAAGAAAAACACUUUAUGGUCACAUAUGUAAUAUAAACAGCAAAUUACAGAAUCUUUUAAGCAACUGCA
Molecule: messenger RNA, 2093 nt
Organism: Temnothorax curvispinosus
Lineage: Eukaryota; Metazoa; Arthropoda; Insecta; Hymenoptera; Formicidae
Product: mitochondrial glutamate carrier 1-like
Exons: 8
Coding region: 306-1256 (316 amino acids)
Biological process (GO): aspartate transmembrane transport; L-glutamate transmembrane transport; malate-aspartate shuttle
Molecular function (GO): L-aspartate transmembrane transporter activity; L-glutamate transmembrane transporter activity
Source: RefSeq, a predicted model, not a curated record